CUGCUUCGUAAGACUUCUAUACUGAAAAGGAACGUACAGAGAAUCUGGCUAUCUAAUUAUUACGGAGCUUCUACUUUACUCACUUAUUCAGCCCAGUACAAAACAUCAUGGAUGCUCACGACCAGGCAGUAGCUGCCAUUGCCUCCAGCGUUCGCAAGUUCAACGAUCGAAAAGUGCCGUUUCGCAUAUAUCAUGGCUCGACAAACAGCACCCGCCAAUCUCAAUAUCGGCGGAAUAGAAUGGUAGACACGAGCGCAAUGUGUCGCGUUUUGAAGAUUGACACUGAGAGGAAGACAGCAUUGGUAGAGCCCAACGUGCCAAUGGACAGUCUUGUGGAAGCUACGCUGCAGCAUGGGUUAAUUCCUCCAGUGGUCAUGGAAUUUCCCGGCAUCACUGUAGGAGGGGGGUUUGCAGGUACUUCUGGAGAAAGUAGCUCAUUCAGAUUCGGAUUUUUUGACCGUACUAUCAACUGGAUUGAGAUAGUCUUGCCUAACGGUGAGAAGGUGACAGCCUCAAGCACCGAGAGAUCGGACCUUUUCUAUGGCGCCGCAUCAUCGUUCGGAACUUUAGGAGUUACUACUCUUCUUGAAGUGCAAUUGAUAGAGGCCAAAGCCUACGUUGAACUGACCUAUCAUCCUGUCUCUAGCAUAUCAGAGGCAGUAGAAAAGAUGGAAGACGCUACAGAUGAUUCCUCAAUAGACUAUCUUGACGGCAUCAUGUACUCCCGAGAUAGUGGAGUUGUCUGCAGCGGACGGUUGACAAACGAUAUUAAGGAAGGAGUUCAAAUUCAGAGGUUCACACGCUCGACUGAUCGUUGGUUCUAUCUGCAUGCAAAGAAACUCAUCAAAGGGACUGCAAGUCCCGUAACUGAGGCUGUCCCGAUUGUUGACUACGUCUUUCGCUACGACCGCGGAGGGUUCUGGGUCGCUGUCUACGCCUUCGGAUAUUUCAUCACUCCAUUCAACCGUAUUACACGGUGGGUCCUCGACAAAUUCAUGCACACUCGCGUCAUGUACCACGCACUACACCAAAGUGGGUUUUCGUCGCAAUACAUCAUUCAGGACGUCGCCAUCCCAUAUUCGAGAUCCGACGAAUUUAUUGAGUAUCUCAACCACGACUUUGGGCACUACCCACUCUGGCUUUGCCCACUGAAAUACAACGGCAAAUCUACCGAUCCUACGCGCAACAGCAUGUCCAUAAAGACAUCCCGCCAAAUGCCAGAAAUGAUGCUUAACUUUGGAGUCUGGGGCCCGGGACCUAAAGGCCGUGAUAAGUUCGUGGAAUGGAACCGUGACUUUGAGCAUAAGGUGCGGGAGCUUGGUGGUCAGAAGUGGCUGUAUGCGCAUGCCUACUACACCGAGGAGGAGUUCAAUGAGAUCUAUGAUCGCAAGACCUACGAUGCGUUGCGGGAGAAGUAUCAUGCGACGUACCUGCCGUCUGUGUACGACAAGGUGAAGGUGGACAUUGAAGCCGAGCAAAAAGCCUUGCAGGAGAGCUGGAAGCUUUGGUUGCUGGCAUUGUUUUGGAGUAUAUGGCCACUCAGUGGUCUGUAUGGAGUGUAUAAGGCCAUGCUUGGAGGAGACUAUCUACUGCCUAGGAACUCGAAGAAGGAACUAAAUAAGCAAUAAAGCUGAGGAGUCUCACCCGGCGGACGCUAGGGUGAGGUAAGUGCUUGAAGCUGCGGGCUGCCCCAACGUUCACAUUUGGGUCAACCAAGGCGUAUCAGUAUACGACUGCAAUCACAGGUCAUAGCCUACUAUCGUUGAGAGCAUGAAGAUGCAUUAUGUGAUUAUUUUACAAAGCGAUGUCUCUUAUCUCUCAUUAUGACUCGUAGAUAAACAGUAGCA
Messenger RNA from Pseudogymnoascus destructans, 1847 nucleotides. RefSeq lists its product as uncharacterized. Gene Ontology annotation, cellular component: membrane; cytoplasm. Gene Ontology annotation, biological process: steroid metabolic process. The record is from RefSeq and is a predicted model, not a curated record. Gene Ontology annotation, molecular function: Delta24(24-1) sterol reductase activity; FAD binding. The transcript is spliced from 3 exons. The coding region runs from base 108 to 1628 and encodes 506 amino acids. NCBI's taxonomy places the organism in Eukaryota, Fungi, Ascomycota, Leotiomycetes, Thelebolales, Thelebolaceae.